Molecule: messenger RNA, 2509 nt
Organism: Eruca vesicaria subsp. sativa (arugula)
Lineage: Eukaryota; Viridiplantae; Streptophyta; Magnoliopsida; Brassicales; Brassicaceae
Source: the annotation of a GenBank genome assembly
UGGUACAUAUAAACUUUAUCAAAUCACAGAGUGAUCGUAUUGAUAACGUGUUAUAAAAUAAUUUAUAAAUUUAUAGUAUCUUGAAAUUUAAAUAAAGACGAAAUUUAUACCCGUAAAAUGAGAUAAUACUUAUAUAAGGUAAACUAUUACAGCGAGAAAUCUCAUACAAUGGAGAAGAGAAAUAGUAAGAUGUGUGUUACAACGUUCAUUUAUAUAAAAGUAAAAGUAGAGGUUACUGUGCACAUAUAGUGACAAUAGGCUCCACAUAAUUUAUAUUCAUACGAAGAUGUCAAUUUUCGGUGCUUCUUUGUUUGACAAUCAUUUUUCAUCACGUUUUUACAACAAGUUUCAUAAUUUUUUAUAUUUUUUUUUUCUUUUUGGCAGCAUUUCAUAAUUUCUAAUGAUCAAAUAUUUUGAAGACAUCAGCUCUCCUUUAAGGGAUUUCCCGACAGCCAACGACCGGCUCAUUAAAUGGGUCAACUCAAAUUGAGAAGUCCACUAACCUCCUAUGAUAACCCUAAGGAAACUUUCAAGCUGUCAACCUCUCCCCCUUCGCUCUUCUGUUUACGACCAAAUGGAACCUGAGGGAGUGUCACUACCGUGGAUCCACUCACAUCGUUUGAUGCCUUGGAAUGAUCUGAGGAGAGGUGAUUGUUGUCGACUCUUUGAAUCUCAGAGUGAUGGGUACUAUUGUAAACUCUGUGAUCUUUUCGUGCACAAGAAAUGUUGUGACGAGCUCUCUGAAUUCAUCGACCACCCAUCUCACGCUUACCCCAUUCACUCUCUCAUGCUACAAAAAGAAAGAGAUUUAUGUUUUUUGUGUGGAAGGAAGAACGUGAGUAUACACCAUCGUUGUCAGAUAUGUAACUUUGAAGUGGAUCUACUAUGUGCCAAGUACCCACCACCUGAUGUUCUUGAAAAUGUCAAAAUGCACGGCCACAAACUCACACUUGUCAAGGAACUGACCGGGUUUGAUUGUUCUGCUAAAUGCGGGAAGACUGAUAAGGGGUUUCCAUACAAAUGUGAAGAAUGUGAAGAUGUAGCCUUCCAUGUGGAUUGUGUUUGGCACCCAACAGCAGAGGUAAAACAACAAUUGGAGGUAGACCAUUCUUACCACCCCUUGCAUCUUCUUAAUCUCUUCACUGGUCCACCACCGGACUAUUCUGAUGGAAAAUGUUGUCUUUGUGGAAGAGAGGUUGAUGAAGAAUUCUUUUAUCAUUGUUCUUCUUGUAACUUCACCUUGCGUUGUGUUCUGCACCCACCACAACAGACUAUUGUAGAUUUGAAUGCUCAUGAUCACCCACUCAGCCUUCUUCCAAGACUCGAUUCUUUUAAAUGUAAUGCCUGCGGUCUCACGGGAGAUCGAAGCCCUUACAUAUGUGUUCCAUGCGGUUUCAUGAUCCAUCAAGACUGUCUUCUCCUUCCACGUGUCAUUAAUAUCAACCGACAUGAUCACCGUGUUUCUCGUACUUCUGUUCUUGGUGAGGGUGCUAUGAAUUCUGUGUGUGGAGUUUGUCGCAAGAAGGUGGACUGGACUCGUGGAGGGUUUUCUUGUCAGAGGUGUCUUGGCUAUGUCGUUCACUCUAAUUGUGCUACCAACAAAGAUGUGUGGAACGGGAAAGAACUUGAAGGAUUACUUGAAGAAGAAGAAGAUACAAAGCCUUAUUUGGUGAUAGAUGACAACACAAUACAACAUUUCAGCCACAAAGAGCAUCACCUAAAGCUCCAUAUGAAUGGCAUUCGGUAUGAAGAGAGCAAACGAUGCAGGGCAUGCAACCAUCCGAUAGGUCUCCAAUCGUUUUAUGGCUGUAUGAAAUGUAAUUUUUCUCUCCACAAGAAAUGUGCUGAAUGUCCUAAAAGGAAAUGGCAUGUGCUACACAAUGACCGGCUCACUUUAGUUAUUAACGAGGAGGAAAAUGUCUUCAAUUGUGAUGCUUGCGAAAUGGAUUCCAAUGGUUUCAUGUACAAGCAUGGGGAUACAAAGUUGGAUGUCUUGUGCGGUUCAGUUCUUGAGCCAUUUGUCCAUCCAAGUCAUCCACACCACCCCUUAUAUCACAUUCCAACAGAAAAAGAAGAAAUAUGCAAUGGUUGCAACAGCUGGGAAACACAUAUCCUCAGGUGCAUUGAAGGUGAUUGUGGAUUUAUAUUGGGCUUCGAAUGUGCCACUCUACCACAAGUGGUAAAACACAUAGCUUACAAUCAUCCUCUCUCACUAUGCUAUGGAGAAGAAGAGGUAAUUGGUAAAUACUGGUGUGACAUUUGUGAGAAAGAAGUUAAUCCAAAAGAAUGGUUCUACACGUGUAAAGAUCACUUGGCUAGUUUGCAUACAAAUUGUGUGCUUGGAAGCUUUUCAGGGCUCAUGCCAAGAAGCAUAGCAAAAUUCUUGUGGAAAUCGUAUGAGGUGGUGCUCAAUAAUAGUGUAACUCGUCCAUUUUGCAGCGAAUUCGAAGUGAAGUGGGCUGAGGCCACUGACAAGAUUUUUCUCACUGUAGUAUUAGCUGAUUCUUAG